AUGGAGGAUAUCUUCGCUGACGUCGCAUCGAAGCGUCCACCGCGUAAGAAGCAGAAAAUAGCGCGCACCUGCAUGAUCUGCAUAGGCGACAUCGACAUUCGAACACCUUGUCCGAGCUGCCUCGGUCUCUACUGCAGCUCAUGUCUGCAGGAUAUGUUCACCGCCGCCGUGAAAGACCAGACUCGCUUUCCCGUCCGCUGCUGCGGCUUGAUCCAGAUACACCACGUUCUACCAGAGCUCGACACUGGUGUCGCUAAAGCGUAUCGAGUCGCAUUCGAAAAUUGGAUGACCGCCAACAAGCUCUACUGUCCAAAGCCAACGUGCUCGGCCUUCAUUCCUGAACCCGUUCAAGCUGACGGCUUCUCUUGCCCGAAGUGCGAGGCCAGAGUCUGCACCAAGUGUCUCAAGCAAGAACACAUCGGCGCAAGAUGUGAUACAUCAGAAGAGGACAAGAUCAUGGCGAUAAUUUCCGAGUUCGGGUAUAAGAAGUGUCCGUGCUGCGGCCAAGGCGUGAAGAAAAUGUUUGGCUGCCCGCAUGUGUAA
Zymoseptoria tritici IPO323 is the source of this 543-nucleotide messenger RNA. RefSeq lists its product as uncharacterized. The transcript is spliced from 2 exons. Gene Ontology annotation, biological process: ubiquitin-dependent protein catabolic process; protein polyubiquitination; positive regulation of proteasomal ubiquitin-dependent protein catabolic process. The record is from RefSeq and is a predicted model, not a curated record. Gene Ontology annotation, cellular component: cytoplasm; ubiquitin ligase complex. The coding region runs from base 1 to 543 and encodes 180 amino acids. Lineage: Eukaryota; Fungi; Ascomycota; Dothideomycetes; Mycosphaerellales; Mycosphaerellaceae. Gene Ontology annotation, molecular function: ubiquitin protein ligase activity; ubiquitin conjugating enzyme binding; zinc ion binding.